ACCACUUUUAUACGCUGCACGCAUCUAUCUUACAAGACACAAGCAACAACAAGGAGGGUUCCACACAGAAAACACACACAAGCCACAAAGAAUCACAUCCAUGGCUUUCUUUCCUCAGAUCUGCAACUGUUUCAAGCUUAAUAUGCCAGAAAAAAACAAGCUUUAGAGGUGCCUAACUUGUUAUUUCUUUUUGUUUUUUGGAACACUCUAUGUAUUCAGUGUUCAUCAAUAAUUUAGAAUAUCCCAAGAAAAAAGAAUAAAAAUUGAGCUUUUUUCCACCCAAAAUUUGUUCUUUUUUGUGUUUGUUCUUUUUCGGGGGUUAAAUUUGCUUAAUUUCUAAGCUGGGUUUCUGGAUUUGUAAACCCAUUUGUGAAAAAAUUCCAGCUUUCAAAUCAGUUCUGGGUGGUGGGUGUGGGGAACAAAGGUGCUACCUUUUGAAAAACUGGAGUCUUUUGGGUGGUUGGUUUUGUGGUCACAGUUAUUGUUCUUCUGCUUGGCAACUUUCUUAGAUGAAGGCCAUGCCCUUGCCUUUUGAGGAAUUUCAAGGGAAGGGAGUGUUGGAUUUUGCUUCAGCCUCAGAUUCAUUUUCACUGCUUUUGCAUCAUCCACAAAAGUGGACCAUAGACAAAGAGGAUUAUUGCUAUGUGGGCACUGAGUGCACCUCACUUCUUGACUCCAGAAGAAGCCCAAGCUCUCUUACUUGUUCGUCUACAAUGUCCUCUUCUCUUGGCAGCAACAACAGCAAUAGCAAGGGUGGUAGUGGUUCAGCCAACAACACCACUGUUUCAGCCCCUACAGUCUCUGAGAACCCUCCUCAGGAAUCCUUGGAAACCAGCCCAGAAAAAUGUGGGAUGAGAAUGGAGGACUGGGAGGGUCAAGAUCAAUCUAUUCUCAGGUUAAUCAUGGGUGAUGUUGAAGACCCUUCUGCAGGAUUGAACAAGCUCUUACAAAGCAGUGGCUGUGCCUCUCAAAGUGUUGAUUUCAAUGCAGGUUUUGGUGUUGUGGAUCAAGGGUUGAAUAAUAUGCAGCAAGAGUUUGGAGUGGUAGAUGAGAAACCUCAAGUCAUCAAUCCUCAGUUUAUGUUGAACCAGAAUCAAGUUCAGUUCUCUGAAAAUCCCUCUUUCUUUGUACCAUUGAUGUACCCUCCAGUGCAAGAGCAACAAGUGUUCUCUCAGCAUCAAGCAAAACGCCCCCUUUUUGAUCCUGUUGGGCACAAUUAUCAGGUUCCAAGGUUGCCCCUUUUGGAUUCAGGGCAAGAACUGUUUGGUAGGAGGCAACAAACACAGCUUCCAUUGUUUCCUCAUCAUAUCCAACCAUCACAACAACAACAAACAUUGGUUAUGCCAUCUGCUAAACCGCAGAAGGUGAGUUCCACCGGAGAAGAUUCAAACCACCAGCUUCAGCAGGCCAUCUUUGAUCAGUUAUACAAAACUGCUGAGCUGAUAGAAGCUGGUAAUCCGGUUCAUGCGCAAGGGAUAUUGGCGCGGCUCAAUCACCAGCUCUCACCAAUUGGUAAGCCUUUUCAGAGGGCUGCUUUCUACAUGAAGGAAGCCUUGAUGUCACUGCUUCAUUCAAAUGUUCAAAAUCUUUUGGCUUUCUCACCCAUUAGCUUCAUAUUCAAAAUUGGAGCUUACAAGUCCUUUUCUGAGAUAUCACCUGUUCUUCAGUUUGCCAAUUUUACCUGUAACCAAGCCCUCAUUGAAGCUGUGGAGAGGUUUGAUCGAAUUCACAUUAUCGAUUUUGAUAUCGGGUUUGGAGUGCAGUGGUCAUCAUUUAUGCAAGAGCUUGCCUUGAGAAAUAGUGGUGCCCCUUCACUCAAAGUUACUGCUGUUGUGUCACCCUCAACCUGCGAUGAGGUUGAGCUCAAUUUCACCCGAGAGAAUUUGAAUCAACAUGCCAAAGACAUCAAUAUGUCGUUCGAGCUCAAUGUUUUGAGCAUUGAGUCAUUUAAUUCCCCUUCUUGUCCCCUGCUUGGUCAGUUCUUUGACAAUGAGGCAAUUGCUGUGAAUAUGCCAGUUUCAUGUUUCACAAAUUAUCCAUCCUUGUUUCCUUCAGUUCUCCACUUUGUAAAGCAGCUUAGGCCAAAAGUGGUGGUCACUUUGGAUAGAAAUUGUGACCGAAUUGACGUAUCACUUCCCAUCAAUGUAGUCCAUGUUCUCCAAUGUUAUUCAGCCUUGCUCGAAUCACUCGACGCAGUAAAUGUGAAUCUUGACGUCCUCCAAAAGAUUGAGAGGCAUUUCAUCCAACCAGCCAUCAAGAAAAUUAUACUUGGCCACCAGCAUUCUCAAGAAAAAUUGCCUCCAUGGAGGAACCUCUUUCUACAAUCUGGAUUCUCUCCAUUCACAUUUACUAACGUCACGGAAGCUCAAGCUGAGUGUUUAGUUCAGAGGGCACCUGUAAGGGGAUUUCAUGUGGAGAGAAAGCCUUCAUCUCUUAUUCUAUGCUGGCAGCGAAAGGAACUUAUCUCAGUUUCAACUUGGAGAUGCUGAGCAGCAACUAAUUAUUACCUUGUAUUUUCAAAGGUGCAUGGUAACUUACAUUGCAGUUUAUGUAAUUGUUUGUGAAAUUUAGGCUUAUUGAUGAGAUCCCCAACACCCAAAUGUUUUCUUAACUAAAUGGGUACUAGUAUGUCACUUUGAAUAUGGGUAGUAAUUAUGCCUUUCCCCACUUCCAUCAUCUAAGAUGGGUAACUGUUUCUGUUAUCUUGAACACAAAGCAAAUUGCUUAGUAAGAAAGGAACGAUUAAGCCACAAUGCUGUCUCCUUUUUUGCUCUCAUACAUAGUCUAGUCUAGUCUUUCAUUAUUACUGUGUAACAAGUUGAAUUUGGGAUACAUGAUUUUAAUAUGCAGCAUGAAAAUAUUAUGUAUGUGUGCAGGUGUUUAGUUAUCUAGGACAUUGUAUUGAAUCUUGUUGAACUUUGAAAGAUUCAAUUGGGUAUUUGUCCAAAAUGUGUGAUUGGUUUGAAUUAAAAAUAGGGGAAGACAAAUAAUUGGUUCAUAUUGUAGUCUUUAAGGAAAGACACCCAAGAUAAAUUCUUGUAUAAUUAACAUGUACUUUUGUUUAUAAUUUAAGAAUUUGACAUGAAUAUAAAACUUGGUGAUAAUUUU
Messenger RNA from Abrus precatorius (Indian licorice), 3108 nucleotides. RefSeq names its product scarecrow-like protein 6. NCBI's taxonomy places the organism in Eukaryota, Viridiplantae, Streptophyta, Magnoliopsida, Fabales, Fabaceae. Gene Ontology annotation, cellular component: nucleus. The record is from RefSeq and is a predicted model, not a curated record. Gene Ontology annotation, molecular function: DNA-binding transcription factor activity; sequence-specific DNA binding. Gene Ontology annotation, biological process: regulation of DNA-templated transcription. The coding region runs from base 510 to 2489 and encodes 659 amino acids. The transcript is spliced from 2 exons.